AUGACCCACCAUGAAUUCCGUGAGGCUGUGACCCAAUUAGGUUACGAAAAGGGAGCUCAACCAUUACAAGUUCCCGAACUUACCAGCGUGGAGUCUUUGGGCGACCUCUACAAGUACUCGGAUGCCACCAAAUCCAAAUUCAAUGAAUUGAAAGUGAUUCAACCCUAUCAACAUCAUGAGAUGUUCAGCGAACCUAUAUCUAUGACCACUACCAAUACUGAACAGAUACUGAAGCAGGUGCUCUCUAAGCUUCAGGGUCCUUCUAAGGACAACCGUGUGUGUCUCGUUGGCGCUAAAGGUAUUGGUAAGUCGACGCUUCUCAUGCAAGCCAUGGCCCUCGCAAACUCUCUGGACGCCACUCAAGCGCCAGUCUUCUUGCACAUUCCUAAUGCUAAUGCCAUCGUUGAUGGUCUGUCAGACUACAUCCUCAAUCAAAAGACGGGGAAGUACCAACAACCCAUGUUCACCAAGCGCUGGAUUUGGAAACUCAAAAACGCCAAUGCUGAUGUAUUCAAACAACUUAAGUUGUCGCGGGACUUUACUUACGAAAAGGACAGAAAAGAAGUUACUUUGGUGAAGGGCGAGAACACUGUGUACGAUCUUCUCAACGAUUGUCACGAUUUCGGAAAAUAUGGUCCCACCAACGCCUUUCAAUUUUUUGUCGAGGAACUUCAGCAUCAAUCACAGAACGUACCUGUCUUGGUGACUAUCGAUCGCGCCAAUGGUUUGUUCGAUUUUCCAAUCACGGAAUAUCGCCAUGCUGAUUUCUCUCUGGUGCACGUUUCUCAGCUUGAGAUUGGGGAUUGGUUGCUCAAGGUGGUUUCCGGUGAAUUCAACUUUACUAAAGGUGGCGUCAUCUUGGCUCAGUCUUCAGACUUCAGUGCUCAUCGCAAGUCCAUGAAGGUAGGCCUUGGGCUUGAAGUUCACUCACCUUACGAAAAAGCUUGGUUAUUUGAUAUUGAUAUUGCCAACGCUAUGUUGGCCAAUGGUGGUGUCAAGCCGAUUGAGGUUGCCCCCUUCACCAAAGACGAGACUUCAAAGUUAUUGGAAUUCUACCAACAAGCUGGUGUUUUGCAAGCUACUCAAGGUGAGACGGAGUUUACUAAGAUCGCUAACAAUCAAUACACCUUGAGCGGAGGAAAUCCUUGGUUCCUUGUGCAAGCUGCGGCGUUUGCUUAUUGA
Diutina rugosa is the source of this 1182-nucleotide messenger RNA. RefSeq names its product mitochondrial 37S ribosomal protein mS29. The coding region runs from base 1 to 1182 and encodes 393 amino acids. Gene Ontology annotation, molecular function: structural constituent of ribosome. The record is from RefSeq and is a predicted model, not a curated record. NCBI's taxonomy places the organism in Eukaryota, Fungi, Ascomycota, Pichiomycetes, Serinales, Debaryomycetaceae. Gene Ontology annotation, biological process: mitochondrial translation. The transcript has a single exon. Gene Ontology annotation, cellular component: mitochondrial small ribosomal subunit.